Molecule: messenger RNA, 3093 nt
Organism: Lemur catta (Ring-tailed lemur)
Lineage: Eukaryota; Metazoa; Chordata; Mammalia; Primates; Lemuridae
Gene: MCOLN3
Product: mucolipin TRP cation channel 3
Exons: 13
Coding region: 65-1726 (553 amino acids)
Cellular component (GO): lysosomal membrane; plasma membrane
Molecular function (GO): NAADP-sensitive calcium-release channel activity
Source: RefSeq, a predicted model, not a curated record
UCUCCAGUGGAGCGCCCAGAGGAAUCAGCCCUGCCGGUUUCGGAUUUCUACCCUCUAGAACUAGAUGGCAAAUCCUGAGAUGGUUGUAAAUAGUUGCAGCUCUCAUGAAGAGGAAAAUCGCUGCACUUUCAACCAGCAUACAUCUCCAUCUGAGGAGCUUCUAUUAGAAGAUCAGAUGAGGCGAAAACUCAAAUUUUUUUUUAUGAAUCCCUGUGAGAAGUUCUGGGCUCGAGGUAGAAAACCAUGGAAACUUGCCAUACAAAUUCUAAAAAUUGCAAUGGUGACUAUCCAGCUGGUCUUUUUUGGGCUAAGUAACCAGAUGGUGGUAGCUUUCAAGGAAGAGAACACUAUAGCAUUCAAACACCUCUUCCUAAAAGGAUACAUGGACCGAAUGGAUGACACGUAUGCAGUGUACACACAGAAAGAUGUGUACGACCAGGUCACCUUCGCAGUGAACCAGUACUUGCAGCUGCGCAACGUCUCAGUGGGGAAUCAUGCUUACGAGAACAAGGGCACGGAGCAGUCUGCUAUGGCAGUCUGUCAGCACUUCUACAAGCGAGGAAACAUCUGUCCUGGAAAUGAUACCUUUGACAUUGAUCCAGAAAUUGAAACUGAAUGUUUCUUUGUAGAGCCAGAUGAACCUUUUCACAUUGGAACACCAGAAGAAAAUAAACUCAACUUAACGCUGGACUUCCACAGACUCGUAACAGUGGAGCUUCAGUUUAAACUGAAAGCCAUUAAUCUGCAGACAGUUCGUCACCAAGAGCUCCCUGACUGUUAUGAUUUUACCCUGACUAUAACAUUUGACAACAAGGCCCACAGUGGAAGAAUUAAAAUAAGUUUAGAUAAUGACAUUUCCAUCAGAGAAUGUAAAGACUGGCAUGUAUCUGGAUCAAUUCAGAAGAACACUCAUUACAUGAUGAUCUUUGAUGCCUUUGUCAUUCUGACUUGCUUAGCUUCGUUAAUCCUCUGCGUUAGAUCUGUGAUUAGAGGACUUCAUCUUCAGCAGGAAUUUGUCAAUUUUUUCCUCCUCCAUUAUAAGAAGGAAGUUUCUGUUUCUGAUCAAAUGGAAUUUGUCAAUGGAUGGUACAUUAUGAUUAUUAUUAGUGACAUAUUGACAAUCAUUGGAUCAAUUCUAAAAAUGGAAAUCCAAGCAAAGAGUCUAACAAGUUACGAUGUCUGUAGCAUACUUCUUGGGACUUCUACUAUGCUUGUGUGGCUUGGAGUCAUCCGGUAUCUCGGAUUCUUUGAGAAGUACAAUCUCCUCAUUUUGACCCUUCAGGCAGCACUGCCCAAUGUCAUCAGGUUCUGUUGCUGUGCAGCUAUGAUUUACUUGGGCUAUUGCUUCUGUGGAUGGAUUGUGCUGGGGCCCUACCACGACAAGUUUCGUUCUCUGAACAUGGUCUCUGAAUGCCUUUUCUCUCUAAUAAAUGGAGAUGAUAUGUUUGCCACAUUUGCAAAAAUGCAGCAGAAAAGUUACUUGGUCUGGCUGUUUAGCAGAAUUUACCUCUACUCAUUCAUCAGCCUCUUUAUAUAUAUGAUUUUAAGUCUUUUCAUUGCACUGAUCACUGAUACAUAUGAAACAAUUAAGCAUUACCAACAAGAUGGCUUCCCAGAGACUGAACUUCGUACAUUUAUAUCAGAGUGUAAAGAUCUGCCUAACUCUGGAAAAUACAGAUUAGAAGAUGACCCUCCAGCAUCUUUAUUCUGCUGUUGUAAAAAGUAACUAUCAGGUAUAUCUGUGCUUUAGAGGAAAAUAUAACGUAUAACUGAGUUGGAAAACUACAUAAAUAUUUUGAGAUCAGGUGUGGUAUGCUUGAAGACUAUUGUUUUGAGUGAAUUGAUAGCUAAAAUUCACUGAGAACUAUAUUUAUAUUUUUAAAAGCAAUAUUUAAUGUCUUUGCAGCUUUAUGCUGGGCUUGUUUUAAAAAAACUAACUGAUGAAGGAAGCUGUUGGAUUAUUAUUCUUUCUUGUAUUUUGCCAUAGCUUUAGAAUCUGUUCUCUAUGCCUCUCUUUAGCUCUUACACUCUUGUUUCCAGCUAUUCUUUGUGGAUUGUGUCAUCAGUGGAAAACAAUCCCUGGUCUGACAGUGACUUCAGGUAACUCAGUGACCCUGGCCUGGACUGCUCUCUGUGGUCCAUCUCUGGGAGAGUGGGGAUAUUUACUGUAUUGCCAGGAAUCAUUGUAAAGUUUUCUUUUAAAAGGCAGAGUAAGAAACAACCAUCACCAGCUAACAGUGCAAUAUAGUUAUGCACUGCUUAAUGAGAGAGGUAUGUUCUGAGAAAUGUGUUGUUAGGUUAUUUCAUAGUUGUGUGAACAUCAUAGAGUAUAGUUAACACAAACCUAGAUGCUAUAGCCUACUGCACACCUAGACUAAUAUGGGAUAGCCUAUUGUUCCUAGGCUGCAAACCUGUACAGCAUGAUACUGUAAUGAAUACUGUAGGCUGUUGUAACACAGUAGUAUUUGUGUAUCUAAACAUGGAAAAGGUACAGUAAAAAUAUGGUAUUAGAAUCUUAUUGUACUGCUGUGGUAUAUGUGGUCCAUCAUUGACUGAAAUGUCCCUCUGUGGCACAUGACUGUAUUUGGCUUCGAAGGACAACUGUUAUUUGAUUCUGCUUUUUGUUCUGAAGAGGAUUCGGUUUUUAAAUAUUCAUUUACAAGUUUUCUCUCCUCCUUCAGUAUUAAAGUACAAAGUUGAAAGAAUAUCUUAUACAUGUAUGAAAAUUAAAGCAUAUACCAAAAGCAUAUUUGAUCCAACAAUGAUUAUUUUAUUAGUACUUGAACAGCAUGUGAAAUUUAUAAAGCACUGUGCCUUUCAUAGGCACAUUCAGUCUCACAGCAAAGUGUUCUGGGGCAAGGAGCUGUGGUUUCAUGGAACAGGUUUCUACAACUUACAUUAAAAAUAUUCUGGAAAACAAGUACACUCAAAAUUUAAAAAUAAGUGAGAAAUGUGUGUCUUAAAAAGACACAAAAAUAGUCUCUACUCCUUGUAGACUGCUGAUUGAUAAUUGCAGGGAUUUUCACAGCAUAAAUAUUUGUUUUAUGUCCUAUUUAUUCAAAUGGAAAUAAAUUCAAUGAAUAAAGUUCUUCU